GUGUGUGUGUGUGUGUGUGGCUGUAAAUCUGCUAGUUGUGUGUUUGCUUUCCUGUGUCUACCAUUAACGCGUGCAUGGCAUGUUGGAUAUCAUUUCUGCCAACUCAGGAUAAUGGGGAUUUACUCGAAUUCACAAAUGUGCAGUUGAAGGUGAAAAGGAAACAACAAGCAACGAAGUAACCCAAGGGUGAAAUCUACAACUUGUAUAAAUAAACACCAGUAUACGCCCGCAAAGGCUUGAAGACACCCAUACGUUAUCGAAAACUCCUAAAACUAGAACACCCCUAAAGGAGAUCUCUCAUUAUGGGCAGACGUCGGAAACAUUUGGACAUUCAGGGUGGUUCCAAAAUAUACGACGAUGUCUCAGUUACGUUGUCGUCCCAGAAACCAGGGAAAGAAAAUCCCGCGUUCGAGAUGGACACCGUUGAUCGUCUGCAGGCUGCUGCUCUGAGUCGCACUGAGCCUUAUUCCUCUGGGUUCUCACAAAGUCUGAACGGUUCCCGGGUGAACAAAGCGUUCAUUCCGGACGAUAUCAGUUCAUCUUCCAGUAACCAAGUUUCUCGCCGUGUGGAGGGAGGACGUAUUGCUACAAUUUCUGGACCAGGACUCGAUGAGGCCAAUCUUCCACCUGUGACUUUUGACCAUGAGCUGGAUCAUGUCAGUACACAGGGGAGUGAGGAAAAAGUGGGCUUGAAAAGAACAAUGACCUUGCUGAACUGCUCGGCUAUUCUCAUUUCCGUCACAGGCCAUGUUGCUAUUUUUGUCUCUCCCGCCAAUGUGGCAAAGAAUGCAGGAUCUGUUGGAGCAUGUUUGGUGGUAUUUCUCGUGGUCGCCUUGAACUGCGCGUAUGUGAAGUAUGUCCAGCGUGUGCAGACCUUACUGAGCGCUUCGAAGAUCAUAGCCCUGGGAAUCGUCAUCGGAGCGGGAAUCUAUCAGCUGGCGUCUGGAGACACAGAUGCGAUUAACCGAAUGAACAAUAUGUUUGAAGGCACAAGUUCAGACCCAGGAGAGGUAGCACUGGCCUUGUUCUACACUGUCUUCUCAUAUGGAGGCUGGCAGAUUGUGACUUCACUUCUUGAGGAAGUUAAAAACCCAGGCAGGUCGGUAUGACCAUGAUAAUGAGCCCAUUUCAGUAUCUCAUGUUUGGCACCUUGAUUAAGCUUGCUGUUGUUCCACGCGAAGUUUACUUAUUAGUAAAACCAGCUUUCCUAUAACAGGCUAUAAGUUAGCGAAGCAUCCUGUAAAUAAUAUUAUAAUUUCUUCACUUUCGUCUAUCCGCAUUGAGAGAAUAUUCUAGCUCACUAAUUACUUUAAAUAUACCCACGAAACUUUGCGUGGCACUUUUGGAAGACCAGCAACCAACAUUUUUAAAAAAAUGUCUCGAUCCAGUUGUAAAAAGUGUUUCUAUUUGGGCCCUAUAUUAAAAAGCACCCUAUGUAUGCACACACAGGAUCACUAAAAUUAAGUAUUUACAGUAAGCUAACCUUGAAAUUGCUCAUUUGGAGUCAGCGACACUACCCUACACUCACAUUUCCGUGUAAGCUUGAAGAUUUUAUCCCACGGCUGUCAAGACAUCUCCACUUGAGCCACAAAAAGUACUCGCCCGUCUGUUGGAUUGUGUUCCUUUGGGUGCACGUAAAAAUGUGGGUGUUGGUGAAAAUACGUCAAGUUUUAAAAAUGUAGAUGCAUGUGUGCUGUAAAUCACCAUGUUAUUUUUUUUCAACCCACGACAGGCUAACAUCAAAUAAAACGUGUCGGAUCCUUUGUUUUCAGUUACCUUCAUGAAAAGGCUUUUAGUUUUAGACUCUGUUGGACACCCCGCUUUUAGACCCGAGUGCAAAGAUCUGAGAAAAUUAAAUCGAAGCAUUUGUUUUUAUUCAGUUUUAACCUCGUACGGCCGGAAGUAAACAGGGUUAAAUCAAGACUUCUGGUUUUAUUUUACUCUAUUCUCUACAGUAAAUGCUGGUUCUGUCGCUGUUGUU
Messenger RNA from Aplysia californica (California sea hare), 1981 nucleotides. RefSeq lists its product as uncharacterized. Gene Ontology annotation, biological process: amino acid transmembrane transport. The record is from RefSeq and is a predicted model, not a curated record. The transcript is spliced from 5 exons. NCBI's taxonomy places the organism in Eukaryota, Metazoa, Mollusca, Gastropoda, Aplysiida, Aplysiidae. Gene Ontology annotation, molecular function: L-amino acid transmembrane transporter activity. Gene Ontology annotation, cellular component: membrane. Bases 303 to 1109 code for a protein of 268 amino acids.